Messenger RNA from Ipomoea triloba (trilobed morning glory), 1140 nucleotides. RefSeq names its product nuclear transcription factor Y subunit B-10-like. The record is from RefSeq and is a predicted model, not a curated record. Lineage: Eukaryota; Viridiplantae; Streptophyta; Magnoliopsida; Solanales; Convolvulaceae. Gene Ontology annotation, molecular function: DNA-binding transcription activator activity, RNA polymerase II-specific; protein heterodimerization activity; RNA polymerase II cis-regulatory region sequence-specific DNA binding. Gene Ontology annotation, cellular component: CCAAT-binding factor complex; nucleus. The transcript is spliced from 7 exons. Bases 238 to 774 code for a protein of 178 amino acids. Gene Ontology annotation, biological process: regulation of transcription by RNA polymerase II.
ACACUCCAGUGUGGGUUGGUAAUACAUUAUAAUAUUGGGAUUAAAAAAUAAAAAAGAAAAAGAAAAAGAGAGGAAGAGAACCAACGGUGUUGAUAAACCUAACCCCAACCCCAAUCUCUCAUCUCAGUCGUCUCCUCUCUCCCCUCUUCUCCAGCGUCCGAUCUCCCCUCCCCUCUUCUCUCCUUCACCCCCGCCCAAAUACAAAUACUCUGUUUUCAGGGUUUUGCUGCUGCUGCUAUGUCGGACGGUCAGGCAUCGUCGCAGCAUCCGCACAGUCCCGGUGGCGGCAGUCACGAGAGCGGGGAGCAGAGCCCUAGGUCGAAUGUUAGGGAGCAGGAUAGGUUUCUCCCCAUCGCGAAUAUCAGUCGGAUCAUGAAGAAGGCUCUCCCGCCCAACGGUAAAAUUGCUAAGGAUGCUAAGGAGACUGUUCAGGAAUGCGUCUCCGAGUUCAUCAGCUUCAUCACCAGCGAGGCAAGUGACAAGUGCCAGAGAGAAAAAAGGAAGACAAUUAAUGGAGAUGAUCUGCUAUGGGCAAUGGCUACUUUAGGGUUUGAAGAUUAUCUUGACCCCCUGAAGGUGUACCUCACCCGUUACAGGGAGAUGGAGGGUGAUACAAAGGGGUCGGCAAAAGCCGCUGAUGGUCCUGGUAAAAGAGAUGGGAUGCAGCCUACUCCUAAUAUGCAGCUUGCACAUCAAGGCUCAUUCACUCAAGGAAUGAGUUAUGGAAACUCACAGGGUCAGCAUAUGAUGGUUCCAAUGCAAGGCAGAGAGUAGAAGUCGAUCUUCUUCAGGGGAUCAAUGGCGCACUGUUUGCCCGGAACAUGAUUGGACUCCGAACUGAGUCUAUAUAAAUAUAUAUAUAAGAAUCCUUGUGCUUUAAACUAUGUAACAUGAUUGAUUGAUUUUUGUUGUCUUUGGGUGUCACAGCCCCGUGAUAUUUUAAAUAUUUAUAAUUGGGUGUGAAGAACUGUUCUAUAGUAGUGAGAAUCUUAUUCAUUUAACUAGAACUUGUGGAUCUCAUUUCUUAGAAAUUGAGUUAUCUCUGUGAUAGGAUCAUAGGAAGCUGUCUGCAUGUAAGGUCGGGCUAUUUCCUUCAUUCAGGAAGAAAUUGAAUUAUUUCUGUGAUAAGAGUGCAUGUUA